CUUAAUCUACCUAGGUACCUACCUAUACUUACCUACUUACCUACUUACCUAAUUCACCUGCAAACGCUAUUAGCCCAAGGCCGUCCAUACAUCUCAUCUAUCUUCUCACUUCCACAACAACACUUCUUGCUCGAGACUGAACAAAUAUAUCGAAAUGGCAUCCCAGCUUCUACCACUAGAACUCAUCGACAAGUGCGUCGGCUCUAGGAUAUGGGUUAUCAUGAAGGGUGACAAGGAAUUCAGCGGUACCUUACUAGGAUUUGACGACUACGUCAACAUGGUCCUGGAGGAUGUAACCGAAUUCGACUACUCUGGAAACCAUACGAAGCUCUCUAAGAUCUUACUAAACGGUAACAAUAUAUGCAUGUUGAUUCCGGGAGGAGAAGGACCUGUGGCCACUUAAUGAGAACGAGGUUGGAUAUGGGAUAUCGUCUGAUGAAUCGGAGUUGCAAUUGCCUUGUCAACAACUAUACUAAACUGGCGUACUGAAAAGCAGGUGCCUUGCAUGUCACGACAAGUGAGCAGGGAGUUAGGAAAUCAAUGGAAUUACAGCGGUUAA
Molecule: messenger RNA, 559 nt
Organism: Daldinia decipiens
Lineage: Eukaryota; Fungi; Ascomycota; Sordariomycetes; Xylariales; Hypoxylaceae
Product: like-Sm domain-containing protein
Exons: 6
Coding region: 155-403 (82 amino acids)
Biological process (GO): mRNA splicing, via spliceosome
Cellular component (GO): U4/U6 x U5 tri-snRNP complex; U6 snRNP; Lsm1-7-Pat1 complex
Molecular function (GO): RNA binding
Source: RefSeq, a predicted model, not a curated record